AUGCAGCACCACGAAACCGAAGCAAAGCUCACUUCACCUUCUGACGCGGAUAAGUCUCCUUCGACGAACAUGGCAGCAUUGUCUUCUUUACCAGAGGAGCUGCUCGAUGAGAUCACGGGGUAUACAACAAAACCAAGCGACCUCGCUCAUAUGAGCCUCGCGUCGCACCAGCUGCGACGUAUCGCGAAUGAAAAGCUCUACACCAACCUUGCCCUUAACGAGCGUUACUCCGGAAGCUACCACUGUGCGGUCGAACAAGUCUUCUCCUUUGCGCUCGCGCUUCUUCACCGGCCUGAACUAGCAUCUAGCGUUCGCAAGCUCUCGAUGAGUCUUAUAAGAGGGCAGCCAACGUCACCUCCCAAAUGGUCAUCUGACGACAUCACUAAAGCACUACGAGUGAUCGACGAUAUGGGUACCAAAGGCACUGGUUGGGCCAUCCGUGUGCCAGACUGGAAAGCGCGCUUACUUUCUGGCGACGGCAAAGCUUGUGGUGGUCUUAUUCUCGCUUUACUUCCAAAUCUGGUCGAGCUGGAGAUAGAGAUCCUUGCCACUAUGCCUGACUUUCGUGUAGCGGACGACGAUGUAGAGUAUAACGAACGCAUUGUAUGGUCCCAUCAGCGUUACGCAGAGGAUCCUCUCGACAAACUCUUUGGAAAGCCUGGGUACUAUCUCUUGGAAUUUCUAAAACCCAAAAGCACCGAUCCGAUCAUGUCCUCUCGGAUGAAAGGCAUCCUCAACGCAAGACUUAGGAACCUUGUCAACAGACCAGCUUUGGAUUUAUCCCAGAUCUGUGGCCUCAAGAAACUCGAAACUUUGCGGUUCUUCGGCAGCCGUCUUGACAAGCAAUGGUGUACUCUGCCGAAGCUGCAGUGCUUAGAGGUCGCUCGAGAAUGCAGGGUCCCGUCUUCAUUCGUCGCUCCUGCUGUUGAUACUCUUCAACUUGAGCUCGCUAGCUGUGUAGCAAAGGAAGUUGAUCACAACGGGGCGCUAAAUGGCGGUUUUCUUUCGGCCACAUCGUUCCCACGGUUGGAACAUCUCUCCAUCCAGCUCACCAACUUCCACUCGUCUGGCGGCUUCUCUAUUGUCAAACCUAUCCUUAAAGACUCCAAGCGUGCAAAGAUGAGUGCGUACGAUAGCUUCGACCAAGACUUCUUGAAGUGGAUGGGACCGGUCCCCACCUUUGCUCUCUUCAAGCAGCUGGAAACCCUUACUAUACCACAAGUUCUUCUUCUUGGCGAUGGUUUUCCGAAUCCUUGCAAGCUUCUUCCUGCUAGCAUCCAGGUGAUUGAGCUUCUUCACCCAAGCGUCAAGGCGUUUGCUUGGCUCGACGCGCUCAACAAAGCUCACCACUUCUUCCAGGACCUGAAAGCUGUGUAUCUGAUCUUCGAAGACGCCCAAAAUGACCAGUGCGUCACGAUGUACGAAAAAUACAGCGAUUGGAUCGCGGGUCGCGAGAUGCACUACGAAGUGAUCCUGCAAAGUCCUCCUGCCGAGCGCGCCAUAUGUGACACAGUACCCGACGAGGAAGACCCACGAGCCUAUCGAAUAUGGGCACGCGCUGAUGAGCGGGUAAUACCAUCUUUCGACGAUGAAGAAGCCUUUCCAACACUUGUGUCAUUCACCGAUGACUCAGAGGCAACUCAGAGACGGCAAGCUAGCCACACUUUCCGCGUCUCAUACGCCUCAUACGCAAAGGACUGGUAUCAAAAGAUACGUAUCGCGACUCCUAGGGCCUCCAAACAAGUAGAUAAUGACUCGACCGCUUGA
Molecule: messenger RNA, 1767 nt
Organism: Alternaria viburni
Lineage: Eukaryota; Fungi; Ascomycota; Dothideomycetes; Pleosporales; Pleosporaceae
Exons: 2
Coding region: 1-1767 (588 amino acids)
Molecular function (GO): protein binding
Source: RefSeq, a predicted model, not a curated record